This is a messenger RNA of Schistocerca serialis cubense, 1077 nucleotides long. RefSeq lists its product as uncharacterized. Gene Ontology annotation, molecular function: monocarboxylic acid transmembrane transporter activity. The record is from RefSeq and is a predicted model, not a curated record. The transcript has 3 exons. Gene Ontology annotation, biological process: monocarboxylic acid transport; transmembrane transport. Bases 1 to 1077 code for a protein of 358 amino acids. Lineage: Eukaryota; Metazoa; Arthropoda; Insecta; Orthoptera; Acrididae.
AUGCCCGCGGCCUUCACGUGCUUCAACAGCUACUUCGAGCGCAGGAGGACGUUCGCCAUGGGCCUGGUGCAGCUGGCGGUCGGUCUGGGCACGGUCGGCAUCCCGUUCAUGGCUCAGCAGCUGGUCGCCGCCAUAGGCUUCAGGACCACGCAGGGCGUGCUGUGCGCCAUCAGCGCCUUGCUGUUUCCUGGAAUUGCAGUGAUGAGGCCAAUUAAACACGCGGAAAAGCGUGAUGACCGCGGAAGCAAGCUAAACCCCGUGUCACAAAACAGUAAAACAGUGGAAACUUUCGCAGAAAAGGAGACCGAUACCAAAAAUGGCCCGGCGGUAGAUUACGCGGACAGGAAUAUCAUUAAGGCACAGAAGAUGAAACCUGAAAAUCAUAGUAACCCAGAUGUGUUGGGCAACGAUGUCAAAUCAUUAGAAAAAGGAAAGCAAGAUCUUGUGGAAAAGGAAACAAACUUUACGCUUAUGUCACAAUACAGGUUUGUGGUGGGGAAGAAUGUGUAUGAAUUCACGAACUUCUGGUUGCAGGACGAGAACAGCGGAAGCAAGAGGGUUCAGCGCAAGGACGCCAGAUGGCAGCCACGAGUCUCCGUCACCAGUGUGUCCAGCCUGCCCUUCCCAGACGCUGUGGUCACCACGCCCAAGAAAGCGUCGAAAAGCUGGUGGCUGACGGUAGUGGACCUGUUCGAUCUGAGACUGCUGCAAGACCUUCGCUGCGCCAACAUCCUGGUGGGCAUGGCGCUGUCGCUGUUCAUCGACCUGGUGUUCUUCACGCUGCUGCCGCUCUACCUGUUCCACAAGGAGUUCUCGCGGCAGGACUCGGCGCUGUGCAUGUCCGUGAUGGGCAUGGCCGACCUGGCAGGCCGCUUCAGCCUGGCCGUGAUCGGCGCCUGCUGUUCCCCCAGCAACAGGCUCAUCUUCCUCUGCAGCGCCACCGCCUCUGUCCUCCUGCGAACGUGUGAGUACUCCUCCCUCCAGGGUCACUUACCUGAGGGCAGUGUCACUAUCCUAUGCAUCACUUUGGAAGGCGGUCAAGUUUUGUGCUGUUCUCAGUAUCCAGUUCUACCAUAA